AUGUGAAGUCAUGAAUGUAGUGUCUUAGAUAAAGUGAAUGGACUGAAGACGGUUAGUGAUAUUCCUGCAUUUAUUCCAAAAAUUGCUGGUUUCUUGAUACCUGAAGUUGUGCUAACCAAGGCUGUAAUUCUUAAUGCAUUUGGAAGACUGAACCAGUGAGACAUGGCAAAUUCAAUAGAGGAACUUCUGACUCCAGCAUUUAUUGUCGAUCUUCAGAAAGUUCAGAGAAAUGCAAAUGUUAUGAUUGAUCGUUUCAAGAAACUUGGUGUUCAACUUCGUCCUCACAUGAAAACGCACAAAACCAUAGAAUGUGGACAUAUAAUGACAGGAGGGACACGUCGAUGCAUUGUGGUAUCUACAUUAGCUGAAGCAUUCUUUUUUGCAAACCAUGGUUUUGAUGACAUUCUAUAUGCCUUUUCAUUGUCACUGGACAAAAUUGAUAAAUGUGCAGAGCUUUCAGAGCGCCUGGAAUUGUUUCAUGUGCUCUUUGACAAUAUGACUGUACUUGAAGCCCUCAAGAAGAAACCUUUGAAAAAAGGCAAAUUGUGGAGGGUGUGGCUCAAACUGGACUGCGAAAAUGGACGUGCUGGAAUUUUACAUACAGAGGCUGCAGCAGUGGACUUGGCCAAAGCUAUAUCCGAGAGCAGUGGUAUAGAACUUAGUGGAGUGUACGCACAUUGUGGGAACACAUACAAAUGUUCUGGGGCAGAGGAGAUCCAGGCUGUUGCCCAGAGAACUAUCAGUGCUGUUUUGAAUUUUGCAGAAAAGUUAAAAUCUGCUGGUAUCUCAUGCCCAAAAUUCACUACUGGGUCCACCCCCUCAUGUAGUCUUCCAGUUGAAGACAUGGGUUUGCUUAAUGAGGUUCACCCUGGCAAUUACAUCUUUUAUGAUUUGCAGCAGUAUUUAUUAGGCUCCUGUAAGAUGGAAGAUGUGGCAGUACGUGUGCUGACAAGAGUUGUUGGCCACUGUCCGCACCGUAACCAGCUGUUAGUUGAUUGUGGUUGGACUGCUCUCAGUCUUCACAGCCUUGGCCACCUGCAGACAGGAUUUGCAGUUAUUGAUGGGCAUCCAGAUUUGAAAUUGCUUGGAAUGACACAGGAACAUGGAAUAAUUGAACUAGUUUCGGGGCAACUUGAUUACGCAAAGUUUCCAUUGGGGUCCUUGUUGUCAGUCAUUCCAUACCAUUCCUGUGCCACUGCAGCCAUGCAUCCCACCUAUUUUGUCCAUUCAGAGGGUAAAAUCGUUGCCACAUGGAAACCAGUCCGUGGUUGGUAAAGGAAAUAAUAAUUAAAAUCACCUCAGAGUUGCCUUAGUGUCCUACAGCUACUGUUUUACCUUCCAGUUUUGGUUGACACUGCCAAAAACAGCCAGUUGUGUUGUACUUGGAAAUCAAGUAACAAAUGUCAUCAUACUUAUUGCUCAGUUAAAAUUUUAAACUGUAUGAGACAGCUUUUCAUUUUUAGUUGCAAUACACAAACUAAUGUAUAAAGUCUGUUUUUUUAAUUAUGUAUUGAUUAGAAAAUCAUCUGAUAGGCAAAUUAAUAUUAAUCUGUUAAUGCAAGUGAAAUGUAUACUUCACACAUUUCAUUCCAAUUUUGUAAAAAUAGUUAUUAACCAGUAUGAAGAUUGUAUUUGUUUUUCUUCUAUUUUCUCUAAAAGCAAGCAAGCAUCACCUGGGAAGUUACAAUACAAUCAUGUUUAAACUAUAAAAAGACAGAGUAACACAGGUUUUGUUUCAUGGACUGAAAGGAUCGAUAUCAACUGCAUUUUCACAGCUCAUAAUUUCUGAUGUUCUGCUGUGGUCUGCCUUAGGUUGUACCUCUGCUUUGUGGUUAUUAGAUUCUCCAAAUAUAAUUAAGCAGAAAUUGAAAAUCAAUAGGUCUACAAAUGAAAGACGGCUAUCACAAUUCAAAUGCUAAGGCUGCUGUUAUUAGUUAGCACUGUCGAUAAUUUUUUGGAAUAAAAACUGAAGGUAAGGUCAUAUCCUUGUUUUGCUACUAGUAAUAAAAUGAAACUCUGUGUCUUGUAAUCAGUCAUAUUUGAAUUUUAAUAAUAUUAAAUGACAAAAUGUGAAUUUUAUUUCUGAUGACAAAACCUCUAAAUUGCCUUUGUAGCAUAAUUUGUCUUCUGCUGUUUGACCUGAGUAUGGGGCCACUGAGAUGGCAGGUCCUACCCAUCAUAAGUAUUACCUGUUCUCAUGAGGAGAACAUCAACUGUAGGUAUUAUGAUGUAGUGCUAAUAACUUGGAGACCAUUCUUGUUUUCCUUACAUGAAAACCUUUGCUUCAGAAAACAAACCCAGGGCCCCAUUCACUCGUGAAGGUGAGUGGCACCCGUGAAACACUGUGAUUUUCAGGGUUUUACACCAAAGAGGUAGGUCUUCAGUAAAGCACAAAUUUUUAAUUGGAUUUUCCUCCUUCUUCUACUUUUAAUAGCCACAUCUUGGUGUUCAUUCACACUUUUGCACUGAGCUAUUGGCUACAUUGUACCCACUAUGUUUUACUUUUUAUUGAUGCUAAAAUUUACUUUAUUGUAAAUAGGUUUAUCUGUACUGACAUAUGGCUCGUAUUGGCCAUAUUGUGCCUACUAUUUUAGUUUCCAGUCUUGAUAACCUUUGUCUUUUCUGUUUUAAACCUAUUUAAAAUAUCUUGGCACAGAAAAUCAAAUACAAGUUAUACUGAAGCUUAAA
Molecule: messenger RNA, 2688 nt
Organism: Erpetoichthys calabaricus (reedfish)
Lineage: Eukaryota; Metazoa; Chordata; Cladistia; Polypteriformes; Polypteridae
Exons: 8
Coding region: 163-1275 (370 amino acids)
Biological process (GO): D-serine catabolic process
Molecular function (GO): D-serine ammonia-lyase activity
Source: RefSeq, a predicted model, not a curated record